Messenger RNA from Crotalus tigris (Tiger rattlesnake), 17413 nucleotides. RefSeq names its product neuron navigator 1 (gene NAV1). Bases 699 to 6464 code for a protein of 1921 amino acids. Gene Ontology annotation, cellular component: axon initial segment; microtubule cytoskeleton. The transcript is spliced from 33 exons. Gene Ontology annotation, biological process: neuron migration; nervous system development; microtubule bundle formation. NCBI's taxonomy places the organism in Eukaryota, Metazoa, Chordata, Lepidosauria, Squamata, Viperidae. Gene Ontology annotation, molecular function: ATP hydrolysis activity. The record is from RefSeq and is a predicted model, not a curated record.
CGGCUGGGUGGGUGUCGCGUCACACUAGCCUGGCACUCUCCCUCUCCCAACAGCCUCCAACCCCGGGCUCUGCCGGCGGGCCCAAAAGGUCCACGUAACCGCCCUUCCCAGCCGGCACCCCGGGACCGGCACAUCCUGCAGGAGGCGGCCACUUGGUGUCCCGGGGUGAACCGCAGAGCUGCUCUUGCCAGCUUGCCAAGGGCGGGAGGAGGAGGAGGAGAGGAGGGAACCCAUCUGCGUGCCCGCCCGUCGGACAAGGAGGAAGCCUCGCGGCGUCAGCCACAACUACUCUACAGCCCAGAGCAGCCUGGGCGGGCAGCGCGGACUACCCCGCGAGGGAGACCUUCGGGGCAGAGGCUACGGGAACGCCCCUUCGGCAGCAACGACGCGCCGGGCCCCACGGAAGAGGGGAUGGAGGGCCCCGCGCAGACCGCCUAGCCGGAGGAUGACUUUGAUUUUAUGCAAGCCAUUUGUUGACCAUAACAUGUGAUGAAAGCGGAGGAACAAUUCAUUAAUUCAGCCUUGGUUGGGGAUGAUAAGAGAUGAAGUCUAACAUAUCUGGAGAACAACUUGUUGAUAUGCUGCCUGAAUUUGACUGAAAUUAAAAACAAACAACUUCUAGGGGGCCAACCAACUGCUGAGUAGAUUGUUAUAAGUGGAAGAUGACAGAUUGAUUUUCCUCUGUACAAGUUUUGCUGAUGAUGAAUGGAACAGCCAAUGUGAAUGCAGCUGGACGCAGCCAUUAUGCCUCCUCUAUACCUAUUCCCAGAGCUGCAUCUCACAGCAAGAUACAUACUUUGGCAGCAUCUCCUAAACUGCCCCCUAAACAGAACUGUGUGGGAGCAUUUUCCUCACCAAGAAUAUCAUCUCCCAGGACAGGGAAGGCACAGGCAAGCUCAACCUGUGGAGCUCCUAAAGGAUCGAAACAGAAGCUUGCGGUUAAGGCUGCAGCUGCUGCAAACCCUAGACCAGAGAAAACAGACAUACCUGGGAGCCAUGGUGAGACAGAGGAGAUGGAUUCUAGCCUUGGUUCAGGUUUGGUGUCUGGCUACACUAACCCCUGGAGCUUACCAAAGGCCAAUUCCAGAACCACCAAGAUUGUGAAGAAAGCUGUUAUUCAGACAAACGAGAAAGUAAAGAACAUCUCUAAACAAGGUGAAAGUAAUAGCAGUCUUGUUGCUGUGAAAGUCCUUGGAAAACCCAGCACAAUUGCUGAACCUGCAAAGACCGCUCAUCUUCCAGGGAAGAGCCCUUCAUAUCUCAAUCUGUAUAAUGAGACAUUAAUGUCCAAGCCUUCAGAUGGAUCUGCCACAAAGAGGCCUCAGAGCUGUCCAGCAAAAGGUCCAUCAGCCUCAGAAUCCAACUGGAAGGAAAAUGGAACAUCUAAGCAAGAAGAUAAUCCUCAAACAAUCUCACUGGAUACAAGCAGCCUUAAUAAGGGACCUGUGUUACAUACAGCACCCAUCAGUUUUUCUUCUCUGCCACAGCACAACCAUCCCAUUAUGGCCACCGUUGCCCCUUUUCAUUAUCGGUGGCAGGGUGAGAAAGAGAAGAGCAGCCUUCCUCAGAAGGAAGAGACAUGUGAUGUGCAGCAGCCCAGCCCUCCUGAAGGGCCUGAGCUCACCCUGAGAGGCAUGAACCCCGAAUCCCAGAGAAAGAGGACAGUACAGAAUGUGCUCGAUCUGCGGCAGAACCUUGAAGAGACCAUGUCCAGUUUACGGGGCUCCCAGGUAACUCACAGCUCAUUGGAGAUGACGUGCUAUGACAGUGAUGAAGCCAAUCCCCGCAGCGUAUCUAGUCUGUCCAACCGUUCCUCCCCUCUCUCAUGGCGAUAUGGCCAGUCUAGCCCACGCCUGCAAGCCGGAGAUGCUCCUUCGGUCGGUGGGGGCUGUCGCUCAGAGGGCACUCCUAGCUGGUACAUGCACGGGGAACGAGCUCAUUAUUCUCACACCAUGCCCAUGCGGAGCCCCAGCAAGCUCAGCCACAUUUCCCGUUUGGAGCUGGUGGAAUCCCUUGAUGCUGAUGAUGUUGAUCUUAAAUCUGGGUACAUGAGUGACAGUGACUUAAUGGGCAAGACGAUGACUGAAGAUGAUGAUAUCACCACAGGUUGGGAUGAAAGUAGUUCCAUCAGUAGUGGCCUCAGUGAUGCCUCAGACAAUCUCAGUUCAGAAGAAUUCAAUGCUAGUUCUUCACUCAAUUCCCUACCUUCCACCCCCACGGCUUCCCGCAGGAACUCUGCCAUAGCGCUGCGCACAGAUUCUGAGAAACGGUCAUUGGCAGAGAGUGGGCUGAACUGGUAUGGUGAACCAGAGGAGAAGACCCAGAAGAAGAUGGAUUAUGACAGCGGGAGCCUGAAAAUAGAGCACAGUUCCUCCAAAUGGCGACGGGAACGUUCUGAAAGCUGUGAUGAAGCUCCUGCCAAAGGUGGGGAGCUGAAAAAGCCUGUUACUUUGGGCCCACCAGGCUCCUUGAAGAAGGGCAAGACACCACCUGUGGCAGUGACCUCUCCCAUUACUCACACAGCCCAGACUCUUAAAGUGGCAGGUAAGCCUGAAGCAAAAGCAACAGACAAAAGCAAACUGUUUGUGAAAAAUGCUGGCCUGCAGCGCUCAUCUUCUGAUGCUGGCCGAGAUCGGCUUUCAGAUGCCAAGAAGCCUCCCUCUGGACUUACACGAACCACCACGGCUGGUUCCUUUGGUUACAACAAGAAACCCCCUCCUGCAACGGGUACUGCCACAGUGAUGCAAGCUGGUGGUUCAGCUACACUUGGCAAGAUCCAGAAGAACUCUAGUAUCCCUGUCAAACCUGUUAAUGGCAGGAAAACCAGCUUGGAUGUCUCCAAUGCAGGGGAGCCUGGGUUUAUGGCGCCAGGGGCCCGUACCAACAUCCAGUAUCGGAGCCUGCCACGCCCUGCCAAAUCUAGCUCCAUGAGUGUCACUGGUGGACGAAGUGGCCCACGUCCUGUCAGCAGCAGCAUUGAUCCCAGCCUCCUCAGUGCCAAGGGGGGUAUUUCUGUUUCACGCCUCAAGGAACCCUCUAAAAUAGGGGCAAGUCGGAGCACGCCAGGGCCAGUGAAUCAGACCGACAGGGAGAAGGAGAAGGCCAAAGCCAAAGCAGUGGCCCUCGACUCUGACUCUGCCUCACUCAAGAGCAUUGGCUCCCCUGAAAGCACCCCAAAAGCUCCAAGUGACCACCAGACCCCCGCAAAGGAGGCUGAGCUGCCACCCACACCCCUCAGGUCAGCUGCCAAAAGCUAUGUAAAAGCCCCUUCUCUGGCAAACUUGGACAAGGUGAACUCUAAUAGUCUAGAUCUCCCUUCUUCAAAUGAUCUCCAUCAGAUGCAUAGUGGUAAACUGCAAGAGUCACACCCAGCUACUGUAAAUACCCAUCUCACAUCAUGCUUCACACCAAGCCCUGCUCCAGUCCUUAACAUUAAUUCUGCUAGCUUCUCCCAGGGCCUGGAGCUCAUGGGGGGCUACAGCAUCCCCAAGGAAACCCGCAUGUACUCCAAGCUUUCAGGAUUGCACAGGAGCAUGGAAUCCUUACAGAUGCCUAUGAACCUGCACAAUGCUUUCUCUGUAGGCAGCACAGCUACACCUACCACUGCCUCUACACCUCCUGUUGCUGCUGAGGAAGAGUCCAAUGAGAUGGCCUGGACUGGAAGCCCAAGAAUUACACAUCUGGAAAGCUCUAACCGUGACCGGAAUACGUUACCCAAGAAGGGACUGAGGUAUCAAAUCCAGCCCCAAGAAGAGACCAAGGAGAGGCGACACUCACAUACAAUUGGAGGAAUGCAAGAAUCGGAUGAUGCCUCUGAACUGCCUUCUCCUCCUGCUCUCUCCAUACCACUGGCUGGGAAAACUCCACUCACCAAUAUUGUGAGUCCCACAGCAGCCAACACCCCAAGGAUCGCCCGUUCUAACAGCAUUCCCACUCAGGACUCCACCUUCGAGCUCUACAACGCCUCCCCCAUGGGCAGCACCCUCUCCUUGGCAGACCGACCCAAGGGCAUGAUCCGCUCAGGCUCCUUCCGCGACCCUGUGGAUGAUGUUCAUGGAUCUGUGCUGUCCCUGGCUUCCAGUGCUUCCUCAACUUAUUCCUCAGCUGAGGAGAGGAUGCAGUCAGAGCAAAUCCGCAAACUGCGCCGUGAACUGGAGUCAUCCCAAGAGAAAGUAGCCACACUGACAUCCCAGCUCUCAGCCAAUGCUAAUUUAGUAGCAGCAUUCGAACAAAGUCUGGUAAACAUGACAUCCCGUCUGCGGCAGUUGGCUGAGACUGCAGAAGAAAAGGACACUGAGUUGUUGGACUUGCGGGAAACUAUUGAUUUCUUGAAGAAGAAGAAUUCAGAAGCCCAGGCUGUUAUCCAAGGGGCCUUGAAUGGAACUGAUAUUACACCCAAAGAAUUACGAAUCAAGAGGCAAAACUCAUCGGAUAGUAUAUCCAGCCUGAAUAGUAUCACCAGCCAUUCUAGCAUUGGUAGUGGCAAAGAUGCAGAUGCCAAGAAGAAGAAGAAGAAAAGCUGGUUAAGGAGUUCUUUCAACAAAGCUUUCAGCAUCAAAAAGGGUCCAAAAUCUGCAUCCUCCUAUUCUGAUAUAGAGGAAAUUGCCACCCCUGAUUCUUCAGCACCAUCAUCUCCAAAACUACAGCAUGGAUCCAUGGAAACCGCCUCUCCUUCCAUCAAAUCUUCUAACUCUUCUUCUGUAGGCAUUGAUAGCACUGAACUUUUCCAGGCCAAUGAAGAAGAACCUGAGAAAAAGGAGGUUUCAGAAUUACGCUCAGAGCUAUGGGAAAAAGAAAUGAAACUGACUGACAUUCGUUUGGAAGCCCUAAACUCUGCCCAUCAGCUGGAUCAGCUGCGUGAAACGAUGCACAAUAUGCAGUUGGAAGUAGAUCUAUUGAAAGCUGAAAAUGACCGGCUAAAGGUAGCACCUGGGCCAUCAUCUAUCCCAAGUCAUGUUUUGAGUUCAUCCGCUGCAUCUUCCCCAAGGCGCUCCUUAGGAUUACAGCUGAGCCACUCUUUCAGUCCCAGUUUAACUGAUACAGAACUGUCGCCAAUGGAUGGCAUCAGUGCUGGUACCCAGAAGGAUGAAAUGGUACUACGAAUAGUAGUGCGCAUGCCACCUCAGCAUAUCAUCAAAGGAGACUUGAAGCAGCAGGAGUUUUAUUUGGGCAGUAGCAAAGUGAAUGGCAAAUUGGACUGGAAAAUGCUGGAUGAAGCUGUCUGUCAGGUUUUCAAGGAUUAUGUCACCAAGAUGGACCCUGCUCUGACUCUGGGACUCAGCACUGAGUCUGUCUAUGGCUACAGCAUCAACCAUGUUAAAAGAAUCUUGGACACGGAGCCACCAGAACUACCUCCUUCCCGACGGGGUGUGACCAGCAUUGCUGUGACUUUGAAAGGUUUGAAAGAAAAAUGUGUGGACAGCCUGGUUUUCGAGACUCUUAUCCCCAAACCAAUGAUGCAGCACUACAUAAGCCUUCUACUCAAGCACCGGCGCCUUAUUCUCUCUGGACCAAGUGGAACUGGCAAGACCUACCUGACCAAUCGUCUGGCUGAAUAUCUGGUGGAACGUUCAGGCCGUGAGGUUACUGAAGGCAUCGUUAAUACUUUCAACAUGCACCAGCAAUCAUGCAAGGACUUACAGCUUUACCUCUCCAAUCUAGCCAAUCAGAUUGAUCGGGAAACAGGGAUUGAUGUUCCAUUAGUUAUUCUCUUAGAUGAUCUCAGUGAGCCUGGCUCCAUCAGUGAGCUUGUCAAUGGAGCACUUACCUGCAAGUAUCACAAAUGCCCUUACAUAAUUGGAACAACUAACCAGCCUGUUAAGAUGACUCCAAACCAUGGCCUCCACCUCAGUUUCAGGAUGCUGACUUUUUCCAAUAACGUGGAGCCAGCUAAUGGCUUCCUGGUGCGCUAUUUACGUCGGAAGCUGCUUGAAUCUGACAGCGAUGUCAAUGCCAACCGGGACGAGCUGUUACGUGUGUUGGACUGGGUGCCAAAGCUCUGGUAUCACCUCCAUACCUUCUUGGAGAAGCAUAGCACUUCUGACUUUCUCAUUGGUCCUUGUUUCUUCCUGUCAUGCCCAAUUGGUAUUGAGGAUUUCCGAACCUGGUUUAUUGAUCUAUGGAACAAUUCAAUUAUCCCCUACCUUCAGGAAGGAGCAAAGGAUGGGAUCAAGGUGCAUGGGCAGAAAGCUGCUUGGGAGGACCCUGUGGAAUGGGUGAGAGACACGUUGCCUUGGCCAUCAGCCCAGCAAGACCAAUCAAAAUUAUAUCAUCUUCCCCCACCCAGUGUGGGGCCCCACAGCAUAGUGUCUCCUCCAGAGGAACGGAGUGGCAAGGAUUCUACACCCAAUUCUCUGGAAUCAGAUCCCUUGAUGGCAAUGUUGCUGAAGCUCCAGGAAGCAGCCAACUACAUUGAGUCUCCUGACCGAGAAACAUUGGACCCCAAUGUGCAGUCUGCACUCUAAAAAUAACUGGAUUACAAUGGAAUGGAGACAAAUGAGCCAAUCUUGGUUGUCUUCGCUCCUAGGCCUUCUUUCUUUUUUCUCUGGAACCUGUGGUCUGGAUAAACACCACAGAGUGCCCAUCACUUCCUUUGGGAUCUGUGCAGGUGAACAGUGAAAGAGGAGACAGUUGGGUCUCCUUUGCAAGAUACUGCUCUCCCUUCACCUCCAAUAACUCUGGUGAUAAGAGAAUGGUGGGUUUUAUUCUUGGGCUUUCUGCCUCUGUCAUAAACUCCUGGUUUUACAGUAUAAUUGGGGAGAUCAAGAAAUCCCACACAUCCAGUGUUCCCAACAUAAAUGUUCUUGUGUAAGGCAAGAGACUGGAGAUAGCCACACAGAGCUGGCUGCUGUAUUUCUGCAGGGGCAGUGCUAACAGACAGGGCAAUAGCAAAGUCUGUGGAGCCCUAAAAUGAGGAUUUUUUUUUUAUAAAAUAAAGAAAAGCAAACCCCAGAAAUCAUGAGAGUGGAAGCGUCAUUGCUGCUCUUGGAGCCGUUUCCUGCAGUUGCUGCCCUUCGACUUUCUUGCCACAAUCAACAUAGGCAAAGACCUAGUAAGACUGUUAACACUUGUCUUUGUACCCUCCUUAUUUAAUCUGCAUGAAGGUCUUUUUUACUUUCAAACUCCCAAUAAACACUUUUCUCCUCCACUUUAUUUUAUUUGGUUGAUCUGGGCCAUGCUGUUUGCUCUUCAGUUCUAGGAAUUAUGUUCUGUGUUUAGUCAUCUCUCCUUUUGGUUCCAUAGGAAGGAGCCUCCUGAGUUAAUAGUGUUUUCAGUUUCAGUUUACCUUUUUCUUGUUAUACUUUUCUAUGAAUUUCACUCCCACAAUCCCUCCAACUGAAAUUGGUGCUGACUGGAUUACUUCCAGUAACUUAAAUCCACUUCCUGGAUCCUUGCAGCUUGCAUCAGAUGCACACAGAGUUGAAUCAGCAGCACAACCUAUGCACAAUUUGCAUGUGGGUUCCCCUUCUUGUGCCAUUCCAUGUCAUUUCUUUCUGAAAAGCACAAGAGGUCAGAAAACUGUGAUCAAAGGGACAAUGGAUUGUUGUAGUGCAUCUCUUAAUGGACAGCAACAUUAUCACUUUUUCCAGUUUUGUACGGUUUAUCAAUGUGCUUGCAAAUCUCUUUUUUUUUCCCAUUCAUUUUCUCUCACAUUAUUUUGGGGACACAGGGUAAUAGAUCCUUUUUAUAGGAGCUGUCUUGAGUCUGUUGCCAUUCAGAUGUGCUGGAACUCAACUCUACUAAUCUUCAGUCAGCACAGUCCUGCUGGCUGAGGAUUACAAAACUUGGGAAAAAAUACAUCUGGAAAGUAACAGUUUAAGCAAUGCUGAAUAUAUACCUUUAAACAUUUAGCCUUGCAUGUCAUUUAUAUGAUUUGCCAAACAAAUAGCCAUCAAUACACAAGUAUUCCCCUAACUAGUUGAUUUUGAUUGCAACUCCAAUCAGUCUUGACAUUGAUCUCUAUCAGGCAUUAAGUUUGGGACAACUGAAGAGCAAUCUCAUAUGAAGCGACCCUCCCCUCCCCCAGGAUUUAUAAUAUACUUAAGGAACUCUUUAGACUAGCUAUAUAAAUCUUCUGAUCACAGAAUUUGUCUCAAGAAAAUGUCAGAGUAGUUUCUAUUGAUAUUGAUGUGUUUUACAUUUAAAAUUGAAAUUUUAGAUGUCAAGCCAGCACUUGGCCUCUAAUGUUCUAUAAAUGUCCUAUCAAUGUUCUUUGAGGCACAUUUGCCAACUUCUAGAUUAUAGGAGGAGUCAGUGCACUCCACAGCCAUAAGCUUUUGCAGCCUUUAGGUUUGAUCAAAUAAAAUACGUCUGAAUUUUAGCUUCUGCGAUAGGAAGACAUAAUGAUUAAGUUCUCCAUAAUGCACAUCUCUGCUUUUUCAGUAGUGCCAUGCAGACAUAUGAAGAGAUACAGUACCUUGUUGAAAGCUUGGGUAAAGGCAUCUCUCCAGUGCAAAACCACUCAAUGCAAUUCCCCAUUUUUGAACAGCAGUAUGGCUGUUUUACUGGAUAGAUCUUCUGUGCAUGCAAAACUCUUUGAAAUCAGAGCAAAAUGAUUUCUUGAGGCAAUUCAGCCUCACUUUAAUCUCAUGGCAGAGUGCCUCAUUGAGGAAAUGGAGCCCAAACAAUCCACAGCAGACUGUUUUUUAAUCUAAGCACUACAUCUGUUUAGUUCUUAUUCCAGCCGAGCAUGUGAGAGGAGACAACCAAAAAGUGUCAAAUUUCUUACCUCGGUUCUUUCACAAUUUUUUUCUUCCAUCGGCUAAAAUUUUAGUAGUAGAACAUAUUCACCCAGAGGCAUCUGCAGCAGUGCUUUUGUCAAACCGACUAAAUGAGCAUUGUAUCAUUGUGAUGCCAGCUCUAUUCCUUUUGUUUGUACACGAGGCCUCACAACAUAUUUACAAAACAGACACAAUGGCGUGGUGCUCAUUUAGUCAUCUCCCCCUCCACUGCCAAUGCCCCUGUGCUAAAUCUAUCAUCUUCUCAUGGCUCCUGUCGCUGCCUCUUGCUUUCUCUCAUGGUGAAGCCUGUUGGGUUUAUACUGGCAAAUCAGUUACAAGGCCUAUAGAUAGAUUGUGCCAAAUACCUUUGGCCUUAUAUAGUUCUGAGCAUUCAGGUGAUAUUGCCCAGAUUUUCAGUAUUUUCUCUUUUUAAAAAUGUGUUUUUAGGAAGUGAGAAGGAACAUUUUCCUACUUCAUAUGCUACAUUUUGCACUUACCUAGUCCUUAUAUAGAAUGUAUUUAUAGUGUCUUUUUUCUUAAUGAUCUUGCUAUAAAGGAAUCUUGUGAAGUCAGUGCUGGUUUAUUUUCCUCUUAUGUAAGUGUAAUAUAACAAUUCAGGACACACUUAAAAGGUUACAGUGGAGAAUUCAUUUUUAUUUAUUGUACUAGAUAACCAUCCAAAUUCUUUUAUAGCAUAUACAAUUCCUUCCUCAUCUUAUCCCAUUGUUCUGUAGCCAUUGAGGAUGCCUAGUUUUCACUGGACUGCUUUAGAACAUAGAUUGUUCCUUUAGUCUCUCCCCCCACCCCCAUUUCAUUUUGAACAAUUUGUCCUUCUUAGGCAUGGGUUAGGGGCCCAAUUUGGAGAAAAAAAAUACUUAAUAGGAUAUAAGUAAAGAUAAUGAUCAUUGUAAAGAGCAUACUCUCGAGCUGUGGUCACAUGCCAACAAGGAGCAACACAAGACCUAUCUAAGUAUGCCUAUAGCCUAUUUCUCUGUCUAAAACUGCUUUAACCCCUCCUUAACUAAGCAGAAAUGUAAGCUAGAAGGAUUUGUAUUUUUGAUCUAAUGAAUGCUUGCCAAGAAUACUGACCAUUUGGAUAAAAAUUAGUAACAAAAAAUAAUAUUACUGAUGGAAGGAUCGAAUUUUGCACUGCUUUCCCUGAGCCAAGGGUAUGAAAUGAAAUGAACAAUAUAAUGUGUAAGAAGUACAAAAUUAAUGUUUUCUUGGCUUCCUAUAUUUUUGUAGAGCUUUUUCAUUCACCAUUUUCUCUAUUUUAUUAUCAAUGAAGUCUUUUUGUAACCCUCCAUCUGUUUAACAUAGAUUUUAAUUGUAAACAACAUAGGAUCCAAAGUGGUCUUGAUCAACAAAGUUAGAUAACUGUGCAAACUUUCCACACUUGUCUCCAAGAUUUUUAUAAUUUACCUAGCUUGAGAGUUAUAGUUUAACACAUCUGCAUGGCACUAGUGGAAGAUGGCUUUUACAAGGAUCUUCAGGAGACAAUAGUGAUUUCCAUUCAUAAAUGUUACAUAGUUUCAGGUUUUUUGAGGUCUCCGUGCCUCUUAUUUCCUUCAAGCAGAAUGUAUUUUGUUAAGAUGAAACUAUCCACUUUGUAGCCUAGAACUAUCAGUCUUUAUAGCAGCAAUGACUGAGGAAAACUUCUUUAUGAUGAUCUGUUCAUAAUAUGAAUCUAUCCUUCUCUUUACAUGAAUAAAGUCAGAUGGAAUAGAUUAGAAACCAAGCAAGUUAUGAAUUAUGAACCAGAACCCAUCCCAAUGUAGAAGGAGGUAAAGGGGACUGCUUAGCCACUAUGGAUUGGUAUACUAUAAUGUCAGAAGGACUGAUAGUUCAGAUUAAUUAAUCUUUUGUAUGUGGAAAAGCUCUUGUGCUUUCAGAUGAAUCUGUGCUGCUAUGAAAUUGUCAUUAUCUGAACAAAAAUGCAGUUUAAUAACUGGGCUGUGAAGUUGCUCAUGAUCCUGAAACUCUGUCUUAAUAUUACCACUUCAAGGGAGGAGGAUCUAGCCAUGGAUUAACAGAUCUUACUCUUUUCUGACUACUAAAAGAAGGCUGGGGUAAUCUUUUAAAUCCAGGCUAGACCAAAUAGCUGAAUAGUUUAGUUCAGCAUAAAGAGCCUAAGGAAGGAAGGGUAACAUCCAAUGCCUAUUGACUAUGUUGCUUGGAACUGCUUAGAACAGUCAUGUCAAACUCGCAACGUCACGUGAUGUCGCGCAACGUAUCGGGCCAGUUUUGCCAUUGCCGGCAAUGGGGCAGGCGUGGCUUCCACGUGACACGUCCGGCCCUCUGGCCAGCAGUUUGACACCCCUGGCUUAGAAGAUUGACUGACUAAUUAAACCAGCAGCUGCCUUUCAUUCUGAAACACCUAAACCUAAUGAACAAAAUUAUUCUCCUAUCCCUGCAUCAACUACCUUGUAUUGGACAAUAUAAGUCCUAGCCAAAAACCAGCUCUUCUUCUGAAAGCAAAGGUUUCUGUUAAUAAAUUGAAUUCCUGUGUUGCUCACUUACUCCUUUUGCUGGAAUAAGCAAUGCCACUCAAAGGAGUUUUACUUCAUUCUAUUGAAUUUACUUAUCUAGCCAAAAUCUGCCCAGAGCAAUUUUUAGAAACUGGAACUGCCUUUCCCAACUUGGUGUCCUGAGAUAUUUGGACUGGAACUUUCAGUUAUCAAAUGCAACAGGAGAUAAUGAAAGCUGUGUUCUAGCAUAUAUUAGAGGAUAUCUGACUGGGAGGAAGGCAAUAAAAAUGCAAGCAAAGAAGAUGUUGCCACUUUUGAAAGCUAAAGUCAAAGUUUAUUACUUUAGACCUUUAAGACAAGACAGUAAAAAAUAAGCAUUUUAUUCAACUAAGAGUUGGCCCAUUCAGAAUUUCAUAACUAGCCAUAAAAUAGUUUGACCUUGCUUUCAAAGGAUUAGGGGCCAUUUGUCUGGGUGAUUUUUCAACAGAGCUGCCAUUCUAAAAAUAGUAACCAAAAAGAAAACUGAGAAAGGAAAAACAAAAGUUUUAGAUUGAAGACAGCAGGUCUUCUCUCUAUUGACUUGGCCAUCUAUUCAGAUGAUCAGCCUGAGAUGAAUUUGGUGGCUAAAAGCAAAUUAUAGGAAAUGUGUUGAAACAUGGAUGGAAAACAGCCCCUCUCCCCAUGCCAUUUCCAUUUUGGAUGCUAGAUAUUUUCAUUAAUAUUUUGUAAUAUUAUUCAUAUAAUAUUUAUUAAAAAUUUGUAUUUUCAACAUUUCCUUCAGAUUCCAGUUUUGCUGAAUACAGUUAAAUACCUACAUCCCAGUACUGCAGGUCUUAUGAAUGUAAAGACAUCAGGCACAUGACAAAUAAAAGAAAUUUAAUUAAUUGGUAAAUUUAAUUAAUUGGUAAAUGCAAGUCAAGAUGCAGUGAUAGUGAUUCAAAAUAAUUGCCAAUUCAAAUAGUCACUUUUUUUUAACAAACAGUUAAAAACAAGGCUCUCUAGCCAAUUACAGUUUCAAGCUAGCUAUCCUAUUGUAAAAAUGCUAGUGCAGGGGUCUUCAAACUUGGCCCUUUUAUGACUUGUGGACUUCAACUCCCAGAAUUCCUCAGCCAGGCACGCCUUGCUGAGGAAUUCUGGGGAUUGAAGUCCACAAGUCAUAAAAGGGCCAAGUUUGAAGACCCCUGUGCUAGUACUUCCUAUUUGACUGAUUGCAGAUGAAAUUACAGAAUCUCUCACCACUCAACUGUCAAUAGUGACAGUAAACCAUUUCCUGAAGAAGAAUGUCAGGCAAUGGUAGUUGCCAGUCAUAAUAUCAACUAAAUAAUUCAUAAUAUUGCUAUCCAAAAAGUGUAUCAAGGAAUCUUAAAAGUCAAAGAGGCCUUUUGGUUGUUAGAAAAAUGUAGUGUAAUGUAUUUCCCCUUACUUUCCAUUGGUAGCAAAUUGCAUAGCAACUCUAUCAUUCAAAUACUUCUGUAUUCAUUGAUUUUUAAUGGGUGGAUCAUCUAACACUCUAGUGGGAGUUUAUGAUUGAUUUUCUCAUGCAAAUCCAAGGUGCUCAUUUAUCUUUGUAUAACUAUACAUAUGUACAUAUUUUGUUUUAUGUAACUGAUGCUUUGGAAAUAUUAAUUUGCUUUGGAACCCAAUGGAUGACUUAAUAGAUUUAAGUUAUGACAAAAGGUGCACCCAGACUGGUUUAAAGAAAACUGUUGCAUAGAAAAUGAAAAUCUAACUAGACUGAAUCUUUAAUGUCCUGGUUUAAUUGUCUGCAACAGCAUAGGUGCUAUAUAUGUAACAUUUUUGCCAAUGAUUUUAAACUUAUGUAAGAACUGCACAAUCCUUCUGUGCAGCUGAUGUGAAUGUGAAUAUUCUAUCUCAGAGAAGUCUCCUCGCUCAAAAUCCAUACAAAUUGCUGGUGACAGGGUCAAGAGAUUAUGUGUUUGCACAUUUUGUCUUCCUUCAUUUUUCUUUCCAGCCAAAUUUAUGCAAAUGGGAGAGACAUAAUUAUAACUUUCCAAAACCUCCAUACUUGGACACCUUUUUCAAGAAAGUGCUGUAAAAUAUAAGACCUGAGGUCCUCCACUCCACUAGGGUGAUAAUAUUUUUAUUCCUUGUUAGGACUUUUCAGGCUUUAAUUGGCUUUAGGAAUUGAAAACAUAAAAUAAGCCUCCACAAUUCUUAGCUUAUGUACAAGAGAAGCAAAACAUCUUACAGUGUCAUCUGUUCAGUCAUUUAGUAGGCAAUGCAAGUUUUUCUAGUCCUUCUGUAUUAGUGUAGCAUUCUCCAGAACCUCCAAAUUCCUACAAAGGCUAUGCAGUUUUUCUCCAAUCUGAUUAGUUGGAAAUGGAAGUGUCAGGCAGGUAGAUUUUUCUAGACCUCAUAUUUGUUAAAGUUUCUAUUUCAGACCUCUUUCUUCUUUAGCACUAGGGUGAUGUCAGUAGUAGCAGAGAAUCUCAGUGGUCCCACUACAGCAGACAUGUCAAACUUGUGACAUCACAUGACGUCGAGCAACGUAUCGGAGCUUUUUCUCCAUUGCCAGCAAUGGGGUGGGCACGGCUUCCAGAUAACGCAUCCGGCCCACAGGCCGGCAGUUUGACACCCCUGCACAGCAGGUUGCCUGGAUCAUUUAUAAUCCUAGUGGUGGUUCUUGUCAGUUAUAUCUAGAGCUACUUUAAAGCUUGAAGUCCUAUUUAACCCCUUUCUCCAAAAAGCAAUAACUUGAAAGAACGUCACUGACUUUUUAAAAAAGAUAAAAGGACAACUACCUGUGAUGCAAAUACUGAUUUGUAUUACAAUCCCCAGAGACUAGAAUUACAUCUGGAACUGUCCCUUUCAAUUAGUGAGUUGUCUUUUACUAAAUCCACUUUUAACUGAAGCAGUACUGCAAAGUAAAAGUACAGCCACUAUCUUAAAAGUAUAGCUGGCUCUGUAGGGGACUAAAACCAAAUUCAUAAAUCACUAAUACAAAAGUACUUCUAACAAUCUGCUUCUCCAGUUAACCAUGUGGAGGCUCUUCCUUGCAUCCUGAUCUUAUGCUUACUCAGAUGCAAUUUAAACAAGACUUACAUUUUCAAGUAAAUACGCUUAAGGUGCUUUAGGUAAUUGACAAAAUGUAUUAAAUCAGCCUGAUGGAGGCAUUUUCUAGUCUUUUGCUCUCUUUCCCUUUAGGAUAUAUUCUGUUUCACAUCUGGUGUUUCCUCCUUCUCCCAAUUUGUGCACAUGUUCCUUUUUCUCAUCUUUUUGGAAAGUUUCUUGCUGAGCACUAUUCACCAAUCUCAAGCACCUGUUGCAUUGGGGCUAUUUUGCACAGUGAUGUACAAAAUAUCAAACCUUGUGCUUGGUUUGACAUUUCCUCAUUUGCCUUUUUCCCCCUUGUUUCAUUUUUGUAGAAUAAGAAUAUGUUGUAAAUAACCUGUAACUGAAUGGCCUGAAUGAGUCUGAGGAACCAGUCUUGGGACCUGAGUCCUGUGUCUGUGAUACACCAUACUGAGUUUUUUAUUUGUUUGGCUUUUUUAAAAACAAUAUGUAAGUAACUGUGAUUUGCUGACUCAUUUCUGAUUGUACAUGUACACCUCCCAGCAGCUGCUGUGGUCAAUGGAAGAAAUUUGUGGAGCAAAAUUUUAAAAUGCCUUCUUCCAUAGGAACUCGGCCUUUCAUAUUUCUUGUGCUGCUUUCUCUGCAUUAGCUCACUCUUUUCACUAUGUUGGCAGGUGUGGGUUUCCUGGAACAAAGUUAAUGAAAACUAGAUUAAAAAGCUUAACAGACUCUUCCCAGCUAAUCUCUCUGGUCUAGUGCUAUUAUAAUGGAAUCCCAUGAUAAAAAGUAACUUUUGAUUAAGUCCCAGAUUAAAUGGGCAUGAAGUGGUAAAACUUGAUCUUUGCAUGAGAACUGAUGCAUUAUCUUGAUUCCAGUAAGAGAUUACAAUCUUCUGGAAUUGGGAUAAUUCACAAUCUAAUACAGAUGCUCCAUAGUGUCAUUAAUCAAGAAUUUUCAAUGUACAUAUAUUCUGUUUUCUAUUUUAUAUGUUUGAUGAAUUUAUUCAGUGGAACACUUUGCAACCAGGACAUUUUGUUUAUAAGAGUAGUGUGUUAUAAUAUGCUAUUCAGGUAACAAUACCCUAAGGAUAAAAUUAGUGCCUCUCUUAGAGAGUUACUGAUUUGUACAUUGGAAGUGUAUAAAUGGUUGAAACAACUUAUUGAUUAAUGUUGAGUUUAAUCUUCCAUUUAAUAAAGAAAAUAAAUCACAGGGCAGUUCAGGCCAAAAUCAGUUCCUUCCAAGUACUGAUAACCUUCAGUUCCGCUAGUGAACAUGAUGCCUAUGGGCUACUGGAAUCCAAUAGGCAGAGGGUCAACUAAGACCCUUUUUCUAUGUCCUUGUGCUUUUUAAAUUAUGGCUGAGGAUGUGAUUCUGAUGAUACUUUAACUUACAAAAUGAUUUAAUAGUAUUAAUAGUAUCAUAGUGCAGAUCAUAGUGGGACAACAUAGUGGACAUAGUGUAGUAAUAGUGUACAACACUGGUACAUUGAGUAGACAUUCAGAAGAGUGAGAGAAACCUCAAAGGAAAGUGGAGCUGAACAGACUAUAGACAGCUGUUAUGUUUCCUUCUGUGAGUUUUUCCAUUGAUAAGUGACCUGGCCAACAUACAUUAACAAGUUCUGAUUAUAGCCCCCAAAUGCUGGUUUUCCCAAAAGUAAAAAUAAGCAGGAAUAAUCUGUACUUAUUAGAAAUUGUAAUUUAAAGCAGGAUAGUAAUCACAGUUUAUUCAAGUUCAAUGCACUGAAAAGAUGAAUCAUUAUAUAAUUUAUAUAAUAGAUUAUCUAUUCUAACUUUUUUUUAUGGCAGCAACAUAUUUUCCAGAUUAUAAAAGGGAGAUUCUUCCUAGUUCUGUAUUCCUGAGAUCCUUUUCAAACUUUUAAUAACUGUGAAGGAUUGGAACUGACACCUUAUUCAAACCAAGCAAAUGAUCUAACUAAGCUUCUGAAGAGCACUUGCGUUGAGCAGUACAGCACAGUAUCUGUGUUCAGCAAUACAACUAAAAUCUGCUUAAUUUCUUCUCUGUAAUUUGGUUUUAGCUUUGUAUUUCUAUUUACCAGAUCCCAUCACCCCCUUAUUAAGCCUGACCCAAAGAGACCAAGCACGAGCCCAGAGAGAUCACUGGUUGACAAGCAUUGGGAUUGACCACCCAGGACAGAGUGGAGCUAGAUGCCCAAGUACUGUACUAAUUUGAAUGCAGUGUUGAAGGAAAGAGAGGCCAGACUGAAUGCUAUCCUAACUUCAUUUCCAUUUAUUGCAAAUUAAUUUAAACAAGGGGAUCUGGGAAUUUCAUCCAUUUGAUCAUGAAACUUCAAAGGGCAAAGCUGGAUGGUUCCUAGUGGCUCCUAAAUAGGAGCAUUGGUGCUAAAUAGUUGGGGGCUCAGUCCCAGAGAAAGCUAGGUGGAAGCUGUUGGAAUAAUGAUAAUUGCACUAAUUCAUCACUCCAUCAGAAAACGUAGCACCUUUCCCUGCCAAAGACCCUUCUGCUCUAGCCAAAUCAUGAAGAUCCUGGCUUGAGGUGAAGCUGGGAUAGCACCAAAGUUUAGGGUCUCCUUGGCUUACUAGCUACUGCUGACUGGAGGCUCAACUUUACAAUUUUAGCUUUUUUUAAAUUAAAAUGCAUUUUUUUAAAAAUUAAAAAAGUGAAAAAUAUUCUAUUUAGGAGAGUUGUGUAUUGGCAGAGUUAGUGUUUCUUAACUGCAUGGUAUUCCUUCUAGGGGGUUUUAUACCACUUUUUAAAUUUCUCAGAUUUAUGGUCCCAGUUUCUAUGCUAUCUUAUCUCUUACUUCUUUCUCUUUCUCGCUUUUUGUUUAUUAUUUGAUAUGUUCUCUUUCUUUCCUGAAAACUGUUCUUUGUAAACCUGCAAUUUCUUUUAUACCUGAUGUAAACAAAAUGAAAUAAAAAAAUCCAGAUGUUGUACAUAACUGCAGAAACAAUCACAAGGAAACUACUGCCAUCUGGACUGUUUCCAACAGAGACUGUUUAUACUAAUGGUAAAAGAAAGGGGGGUAAAAGCCCCCAAAAGAGAAGCUUUUAAAGCAAAAUAAAAAUAAAAUGUCCAAGCAAAGUAUGGUACUUUUCACCAAGUCUCUGCUGAGCUGCUGUGCUGAGUUGUGCAGCAUGUUUUUUCUGGGAAUACUGGUCUGUCUUAACAUCUUUUGACGUUUAAAUAAAGUGAUCUCCUGUGUUGCCUGCA